AUGAAAGACUCAGAGGAUCAAGUUGUUGAAGAAAAUACUUCAUUUCAGGAUGAGGAGGAUUCAUUUUUCCAAGACAUUGACCUUCUACAAAAGCAUGGGAUAAAUAUGGCAGAUAUCAAAAAGCUGAAGUUAGUGGGCAUCUGCACAGUCAAGGGAAUCCAAAUGACGACUCGCAAAGCUUUGUGCAACAUUAAGGGCAUGUCAGAAGCAAAAGUGGAAAAAAUUAAGGAGGCUGCUGGGAAGAUGCUGGAUAUUGGUUUUCAGACUGCCUUUGAGUACAGUGCCAAGAGGAAGAAUGUUUUCCACAUCACCACAGGGAGUCAGGAGUUUGAUAAACUUUUAGGUGGAGGAAUGGAAAGUAUGGCAAUCACAGAAGCCUUUGGAGAGUUCCGCACUGGAAAAACACAGCUCUCCCACACACUCUGCGUCACUGCUCAGCUGCCAGGAGAAGGCGGCUACUCGGGCGGGAAGGUCAUCUUUAUUGACACUGAAAACACCUUUCGCCCGGACAGACUACGAGACAUAUCCGAGAGGUUUAAUGCGGACCACGAUGCCGUCCUUGACAAUGUCCUUUAUGCUCGGGCUUACACUAGUGAACAUCAGAUGGAGCUAUUGGACUUUGUGGCAGCCAAAUUCCAUGAAGAAGGAGGGGUCUUCAAGCUUCUUAUUAUCGACUCCAUCAUGGCGCUGUUCAGAGUGGACUUUUCGGGUCGAGGUGAGUUAGCAGAAAGGCAGCAGAAACUGGCCCAGAUGCUCUCCAGACUGCAGAAGAUCUCCGAAGAGUACAACGUGGCUGUUUUUAUAACCAACCAAAUGACCGCCGAUCCCGGCGCUGGGAUGACAUUCCAAGCUGACCCCAAGAAGCCCAUCGGGGGCCACAUCCUGGCCCACGCUUCCACCACAAGGUUGAGUUUGAGGAAAGGACGCGGCGAGAUGAGAAUUGCCAAAAUUUUUGACAGUCCAGACAUGCCUGAGAAUGAGGCCACUUUUGCCAUCACAGCUGGAGGAAUUACCGAUGCUAAAGAGUAA
This is a messenger RNA of Nerophis lumbriciformis (worm pipefish), 1029 nucleotides long. NCBI's taxonomy places the organism in Eukaryota, Metazoa, Chordata, Actinopteri, Syngnathiformes, Syngnathidae. The record is from RefSeq and is a predicted model, not a curated record.